UGCUUGGCGGAUGUAGGAUACAUGGGAAUGUUGAGAUUGCAGAGAAAGCGGCUGAGAAUGUGAUGGCUUUAAACCCUGAAGAUGAUGGAGUCUACUCGAUCAUGGCUGACAUCUAUGCCAACGCAGGGCGAUGGGAGGAUGUUGCAAGGAUAAGGAGGUUGAUGCAUAGCAGACAGGUCAAGAAGAACCCCGGUUGUAGUUUGGUUCAAUUGAACUAAUGGCGUUUUCCAUGGUUUUGUUGCAGGGAGCGCAUCCUCUUCUUACAUCCUUAAUGGGAUGGAGACGGAAAAAGGAAUAUCAAUUUCAAGCAUCAUGGCAUGUAACGCAAGUAUAUAUGGUUCUGCACUUCUGUUGUUUUAUCGUUUGGUAUAUGCUUUAACUUCAUAUAUGUUUACUUUAAGAAAAACCAUGUUUGGUGGGUAAAAAGAAAUUGAGAAAAAUAAAGAAAUUAAAACGAUUUUGCAUUCUGCCGAACUUGAAACGUUAAUAAAUAGAGAACGGGAUCCCACCCUAAUGCAAUUUGGCAACGACGGUCCCACUGAAAUUUGAUUGGAUAAGAUAUACUCCCUAUGGCUCCUUUCAGAAUGUUCUAGCUGCUGGCGUCUGGAGCUCGCCCGAUCCAUUACCCGUAACCAGAGGCAGUUUUAAUAAUAAUAUUGUGAAGACAUGACGUGCUGCUUCAAGAGGCUUCCACGAGGAGGUUAUCUUAUGAAUCCAUGACAAGUGUCCUUCAGCUGUUCCUGACGUGGCUCCAGAAGCCUCCUUUCCGGUUAUAUAUAUAGCAGGGAACCGAAAGGUUGCUUUAACAUAGGCUUGGAAUCGCUUCGCUUCAAAGUCUGAUAUUGAUUUGCCGAAUUGCCGUGCUAAGUUAGCACUCUCUCUGUAUUGCAAGACGAUGGGUUUCAGCGCUACUAGGGGUAACUUGAGAUCCAUGGUGAACCGCUUAAGAGGAAGCCAUUACACGUUCGCCACAUCAACCUCGCCAAAGAUGCGGGCCUAUGCUCCCACUGCCGACUUCAGCAACGUCCAACACAGUGAGCUAAGGGGAGUGAAAGGGGAUUUUGUACCUGUAUACGUGGCGAUGGGGAUGAUAGCGAUGUCAGUGACGCUUGGGCUUUGCACGGCGAUGCACGAGCUGAUGUAUUCCCCGGCGGUGCACUUAAGGAAGAGCAGGAGGGAGACUCUGCCGGAGGUGGAGGACCCUGAUACUGUAGUUGAUGAGGGUGACAAGUUCGUCAAAAAAUCCUUGCUUAGAAAGGUGGCCCACGUCCAGGAGCUUGAACUUGUCCCUCAUCCCAUCGAAGACCCUCUCACACGGCCGCCACGCGCAGUGACACUCAAGUCAGUGGGCAUAGAUCCAAAAAGCCACUAAGUGCUCCUGGAGCAGGGGACUAUUCAUUUGGCUUGUAAUACAAUGUAUGGCUCCUCAUGACAACAUAUGACAUGAGGAUUCGUCUGCGUCUGUAAACUACUGUGAUUAUAUCGGUAAUAAUAAGAGUGUUGCUUCUGUGCA
This is a messenger RNA of Vitis vinifera (wine grape), 1513 nucleotides long. RefSeq lists its product as uncharacterized. Lineage: Eukaryota; Viridiplantae; Streptophyta; Magnoliopsida; Vitales; Vitaceae. The transcript is spliced from 4 exons. The record is from RefSeq and is a predicted model, not a curated record. Bases 896 to 1372 code for a protein of 158 amino acids.